This is a messenger RNA of Oreochromis niloticus (Nile tilapia), 3646 nucleotides long. RefSeq lists its product as uncharacterized. Gene Ontology annotation, biological process: DNA integration. The transcript has a single exon. The record is from RefSeq and is a predicted model, not a curated record. Gene Ontology annotation, molecular function: nucleic acid binding; zinc ion binding. Lineage: Eukaryota; Metazoa; Chordata; Actinopteri; Cichliformes; Cichlidae. Bases 149 to 3646 code for a protein of 1165 amino acids.
AUUAGCUGAACACUGUGAGUUUAAAGAUGUUUUAAAUGACACAUUAAGAGACAGACUCGUGUGUGGUUUAAGAAAUGAAGCUGCACAGAAGAAAUUACUCACGGAAAGCGACUUGACUCUUGAGAAGGCAAUUAAUAUCAGUGUGACCAUGGAAAUGGCGUCGAAAGAAGCCCAUGCUCUGCAUGCUACAGACAGAGUGCACAAACUUGACAGUGGUAAAGCAAAUGCACAAGGACCAUGUUUCCGCUGUGGCAAGUUAGGACACCUUGCUAGUGACUGCUGGUGCAAGGAAAUGGAUUGCAACAACUGUGGAAAAAAAGGCCAUGUAGCACGGGCAUGCAGGAACAAAAAGAGCAAGGAUAAGGGCUCAAAGACUGGAAAUAAAAAGGGAACUGCAAAAUUCAAAAAGGAAAGACAUGUUCGCACAGUUAAGCUUCAUGAGGACAGAGCAAGUGAUUCCUCGGAUGAAGAAGUGUUGUCUGCAAUAAAUACUGUGCGAAUACUGAAUGUGGAUGAAACCUCAGACGGUUUUUGGGUCAAGCCCAGACUGGAAGGACAUGUUGUGAAAAUGCAGAUUGACACAGGUUCAAAAGCAUCAUUAGUGUCAUAUAAUGUCUACAGGAAGUGUCUGAAGCACCUUCCACUCAAACCCUCCGACACAGUAUUUAAAGGAUAUACUGGACAUCGAGUGCCUAUGAAAGGAAUGACAGAGGUGACUGUUCAAUGCAAUGACCAAACUGCUAAGCUGCCUGUGUAUGUUACGCAGAGGAACUGCCCUGCUAUAAUGGGACGUGUGUGGCUCAAAGCAAUCAGACUCAACUGGCAAGAAGUGAGAAAGCUGUCGCAUGGUUCCUCUCAGCUGCAGGCCAUACUGGGAAAGCACAAAGAGGUUUUUCGUGAGGAACUGGGCAGCAUGAAAAAAAUUACAGUGAAGCUGCAUCUCAAACCUGACAGCAAACCAGUCUUUAUGAAGGCUAGACCUGUGCCGUACGCCAUUCGGCCCAAGGUGGAGUCUAACUUAGACGCAUUGGUUAAGGAUGGUGUUCUGGAGCCGGUUACAACCAGCGAGUGGGCCACGCCUAUCGUUCCAGUUCCUAAAAAGGACGGAGGAAUCCGGAUCUGCGGAGACUUCAAGGUAUCCGUGAAUCCUGUAUUAACUGCAGAGCAGUAUCCCCUCCCUCUGAUUGAUGACUUAUUUGCUGGUCUGAGUGGGGGACAAAAGUUCAGCAAAAUAGAUCUCAACCAGGCUUACCUGCAAAUGCACGUUGAAGAGCAGUCACGUGGAAUGUUGACUAUCAACACACAUAAGGGACUUUUCAGAUACUGCAGGUUGCCUUUUGGCAUCACAUCAGCUCCAGCAUUGUUUCAGCGAGCGAUUGAUCAAAUCCUGAGCGGAUUACCUGGUGUGCAGUGUUACUUGGAUGAUAUCCUGUGUACAGGAGCAGAUGAUGAAGAACAUCUGCGCAACCUGGAUGCGACCCUUCAGAGACUGAAGGAAUACGGAUUGAGAGUCCGUAAGGAGAAAUGUGACUUUUUCCAGUCAUCUGUGGAAUAUCUAGGGCACGUGAUUGAUGCAAAUGGGCUACACACGGCGCCUUCGAAAAUCACAGCAAUUAUGGAUGCACCCCCACCACAAAAUGUCAGCCAGUUAAAGUCUUUCUUAGGACUGUUGAACUACUAUGGACGGUUCAUACCCAACUUGGCAUCACUCCUGAAACCACUGCAUAACCUGCUACGCAAGGAGGAAGCAUGGAAGUGGACAGCAAGCUGUCAAGAGGCCUUUCAAAAGGCAAAGGAUUCACUGACUGCAUCUGAGGUGCUAACCCACUUCAAUCCUAAGUUCCCAAUUCAGCUUGCCUGUGAUGCUUCUCCCUAUGGGGUAGGGGCAGUGAUUUCCCACAUUCUCCCAAACAGCGAAGAAAGGCCAAUUGCAUUCGCAUCAAGGACAUUAAACACGGCAGAGACCAACUAUGCUCAGCUGGAACGAGAGGCUCUGAGCAUUGUAUUUGGUGUUCGGAAAUUUCACCAGUACUUGUAUGGUAGGAAGUUUACACUGUUAACUGACCAUAGACCUCUCACAACCAUCCUGGGACCCUACACGGGAAUUCCAUCUCUUGCUGCUUCUCGUCUCCAGAGGUGGGCGUUGAUUUUGUCAGGACAUUCUUAUGACAUCAAGUAUCGCAAAUCGGAGUCUCAUUGCAAUGCAGAUGGGUUGUCCAGGUUACCUCUCCCUGUUAGAAAACCCGUCUCUGACACUGUUGAGAUCCUCUACUUCAGGGAGGUAGAGACAGCACCGGUUUCGGCUGUGCAGGUGAAAAAGGCGUCCAGAAAUGACCCUGUGUUGUCAGCAGUGAUGGACUGGAUCAUUAAGGGUCUUCCUGCAGGUGAGGAUGUAGACUUGAAGGCCUUCCUGGGAAAGCGGGCGGAGCUUUCUGUUCAGGCGGGUUGUUUGCUCUGGGGGAGGAGAGUCAUUAUUCCCCUGUCACUUCAAACAAAACUGUUGAAGCAACUUCAUGCAGGACACAGUGGAAUAGUGAGAAUGAAAGAAAUAGCGAGAAGCUAUUUUUGGUGGCCAAAUAUGGACAAACAGAUUGAGGAGAUUGCUAAAAACUGUUCAUCGUGUCAUAAGGUCCGGAACAACCCACCACUUGCUCCUCUCCAUCCCUGGGAGUUCCCACAGGAGCCAUGGCAUCGUGUGCACAUUGACUUUGCAGGUCCAUACGAGGACAAAAUGUUUCUUGUAGCUGUUGAUGCACACAGUAAAUGGCCUGAAGUGACCAUCAUGAAAUCAACCACCACUGAGAAGACCAUAGAAGCACUAGGAGAAAUGUUCAGUAGGUUUGGAUCUCCUACACAGAUAGUCUCUGACAAUGGACCUCAACUGGUUUCACAGGAAAUGGAGGCUUUCCUGCAGGCUAAUGGAGUGCAGCACAUUACAUCAGCUCCAUACCAUCCUGCAACGAAUGGUCUUGCAGAAAGGUUCGUUCAGACAAUGAAACAUGCACUGAAAACAUCGCAAGGCCAAGGAACACUGCAUCAGAGACUGCACAAGUUUCUGCUUAACUACCGGAAUAGUCCACAUGCAACCACGAAGACAUCGCCUGCCAACGCAAUGUUCAAGAGAGAUCUGCGCACUACCUUUGAUCUUUUGAAACCCUCAACUGUGAAGGACACUGUGCAAAAACAACAAGAGAAACAAAUUAUGUACAGGGGCCAACAGGUCAAGGACAGAGUCUUCAGCCCCGGUGAGUCAGUGCUGGCCAGGAACUACCGAGGAGAACACAAGUGGGUUCCUGCAACGGUCAUCGCACAAACUGGACCAGUUUCAUAUACAGUACAGGUUGCCGAUGGAGUGUGGAGAAGGCACGUGGAUCAGCUACUACAGACCGCACCGGUGUCUGCAGAAAGGUCUUUUGAAGAUCUUAAAAAUGCACUCAUCGACUCGGCAGUCCAUCCACACAUGCAAGUAGAGAACCCCACCACGUCAGGAAAAGCGGUUCCCACUGUAAAUGAGACUGCAAAAGAGACUGAGACAUCUUCAGUGCCAGAAACAAGGGCUCCACAAGAGAGCACACAGACUGACGUUACCACAGACCGGCGAUACCCCAACAGAGAGCGGCGGCCUCCUGUUCGUCUGAGUUAUUAG